This is a messenger RNA of Aureobasidium melanogenum CBS 110374, 1941 nucleotides long. RefSeq names its product DNA polymerase alpha 70 kDa subunit. Gene Ontology annotation, biological process: DNA replication initiation; DNA replication. The transcript has 3 exons. Bases 1 to 1941 code for a protein of 646 amino acids. The record is from RefSeq and is a predicted model, not a curated record. Gene Ontology annotation, cellular component: alpha DNA polymerase:primase complex. Gene Ontology annotation, molecular function: DNA binding. Lineage: Eukaryota; Fungi; Ascomycota; Dothideomycetes; Dothideales; Saccotheciaceae.
AUGGAAGACCAAACAGCAGAAAUCAACGAACUCUUUGCAGUACCAAACACAACUCUCGAACGCGAUGUCUUGGGCGAACUCAAGUCAAUCUUGCGAAUCCAUUCGCUCAGUCCGCAGGAAAUGUUCUUCAAGUGGGAAGCAUACAGCUUGAAGAUGGGCCCGGAAACUCAGAUGAAUUACAAAACAGCCAGAGAGUUCAAAAAGGAUCUGCAAGAUGCGUUGGAGAGGGAGUCGAGGGGCAAGGCACAUUUGCAGAGCGCUCAGAAGAGAAGCACAAACGGCACCCCGAGGAAUGCCAAUACUGGCGAUGUCUUUGGCGUUCUAGACGGACUGGUCACCGGCACGCCAUCUAGAGGUCCUCCUAUGAAGCGACGAAACGACUUCGGCACUCCUUCAGCGAAAGCCUCCAAACUCAACAACACAAGCUCUCCAGCAGGUGACAAGACACCUACACUUGGUGCUACAGCUGAACCAUCUCAGCCAGGAGCCAUUCCCUUCGCCGAACGUCAAAAUGCUGGUCAGAUUGUCGAACAACUCAACGGCCACAUCGAGCUCCCUCCCGUCCCAACAUCAGCACCUGCCGAAGCUCGUGUCAAGCUAAAAGCCAACACCGACAUGGCCAAAUUCAGCUACCGACCUAUGGCCAUGAAACUUUCUGAAGCCUCUGAAUUCCUUGACGAGCGCAUCGACGACUUUGUUGAAAUCGUACAGAAACAUCAUCAAUUGGAAUACUCUGCUUUUGGCAAUCCCGCUGCUAUGAGUCCCACCCAGAUCGUAGCUGUCGGGCGUAUUGCUUCCGACACGAGCGAGGGAAGAAUGAAUGCCGCUUCUAUGGUUCUGGAAACCAGUCGUCGCAUGGGUGCUGGUCUUCGUGUACCUCUGCGUAUGGAGAAGGGAGGAUAUGAUUUCUUCCCUGGCAAGAUCGUUGCUCUUCGUGGCAACAACCCGUCAGGAGAGUAUUUCAGUGUCACUGAGGUUCUGGCUGUGCCCUCUCUUCAACCCCCUGCCACAGCUCCUACAAGCAUUGAUGUACACAACGAACGCCUGCAGAGUGACGAUGGUACAGAAACGCGCCCUCUGAACAUCAUUAUUGGAGCCGGCCCCUAUACUACAGACAGCGAUCUGUCCUUCGACAGCUUGCACGAACUCUGCUCGCAAGCCGCAGAAACCAAGGCCGAUCUUCUCAUCCUUAGUGGUCCCUUCAUCGACAUCGAGCACCCGAAGGUUGCCAGUGGUGACUUUUCAUUACCUGCCGACAGCAAGAUCGACCCUUCUUCUGCCACUCUUACAGAUGUCUUCCGCGUCCUUGUCUCACAACCACUAUCCCGCCUCGCCCAAACGUUACCUAGCAUCACAAUCAUCCUAGUACCAUCGGUCCGCGACGCUGUAUCGAAACACAUCAGUUGGCCGCAGGAUCGUCUUGCUCGCAAAGAACUCGGCCUACCCAAGCAAGCAACCUGCGUCACAAAUCCUAUGACGGUGUCUUGCAAUGAUUUCAUGACCGCAAUCAGCAGUCAAGAUGUCCUCUUUGAGAUGCAAAGACAACGCGUCGUCAGUGGUCUAAACAGCGAUGCCCUGGCCUCCCUAGCCCGAAAUCUGCUUACCCAGCGCCACUACUUCCCAGUCUUCCCCCCACUACCCAGAGAUGAAAAAAGUUUGACUGUGGGAGCUAGCCUGGAUGUUGCAUACAUGAAGUUGGGCGAGAUAUUGACAGUCAGUCCUGAUCUAUUGAUCUUGCCGAGUGUGUUGACACCAUUUGUCAAGGUUGUGGAUGGUGUUCUUGUGAUUAACCCUGGGCAAGCGAGUAAAAAGAGAGGAGCAGGUACAUAUGCGAGAUUGAUAGUUGGACCUAGAGAACUGACCGAGGAUGAGAGGGAGAAAGAUGAGGAUGUUGAUCAUCAGUUGUUCAACAGGGCUCGCUGCGAUAUCGUCAGGAUAUAA